Elaeis guineensis (African oil palm) is the source of this 378-nucleotide messenger RNA. The record is from RefSeq and is a predicted model, not a curated record. NCBI's taxonomy places the organism in Eukaryota, Viridiplantae, Streptophyta, Magnoliopsida, Arecales, Arecaceae.
AUGGUUCAACGCCUUGAAAAGAAGAGGAAUGCUAGGAAUCAGGGCCGGUUUGUAGGGGGAGGGGUUGCUGGUCUGUUGGUAGCUGCCAGUCCUGUGCAGGUCAUAGUUGGCAGUUUUUUACCAGGCUACCAAAUGGAGCAGAAGAGCAAGAAGCUGAAGUUAGAGGCUACAUCUGUCUCUUUUCCAGUAGCUACCAUCCAGAUUCUGAGCUCACAUGCUGAGGUGGCUUACAGUAGCAGCCAGGGGAUCGGCACUUCUGCGAUGCCAAAGAUGACUCAUGCAACUACCUCCUUUAGAGCAGAAACCUGGUCUGCCUCCACACCCUCUGUACCUGAUGACACUAGGAAGUCCCCAGAUGAUGAUAUCAAUGCAUCUUAA